Botrytis sinoallii is the source of this 2517-nucleotide messenger RNA. RefSeq lists its product as uncharacterized. The record is from RefSeq and is a predicted model, not a curated record. Gene Ontology annotation, molecular function: RNA binding. Bases 1 to 2517 code for a protein of 838 amino acids. Lineage: Eukaryota; Fungi; Ascomycota; Leotiomycetes; Helotiales; Sclerotiniaceae. The transcript is spliced from 3 exons.
AUGACUUCAGAACCACCUGAAUUCCAUACAAAAAUUCAGUCACCGCUCUCUCCACUUCCGGUUCACUUUCCCAAUCCAUCUGAAAUUCCUGUCCUUCGAAAUCAGAUUGAUCCGACUUUCAACAUGACAGCGACCCAUGAGCCAUCCAAGGCUCCUUUGGUGGUUCCUGAAAUCAUCGAAUCCUCGACGGUUUCUGAGGAUAUAGACUCUCCACUUUCCGAUACGCGCUUUUCAGAUGCAUAUGAUGAGAAGGAUGAGGAUGCAACAGCAGCAAAGGCUGAGGAAGAAGAUGAAGGCGAUGAUUAUGCCAUGACAUUUGACUCUGAUGGGGAAGAACAUUCAGAUAGUCGCGAUCAAUCACAGGCAGUUGACCAAGAGUCGAGCAGUCUUCCUAACACAGUGCCAACGAGCGAAUUGUCUAAUUCUCUUUCCAACAACCGACCUGCCACAUUUGAUACCCAAAAUGGCCCAGAAACCCAGCCCGCCCAUACCAUCCCUUCUCUUACUGUCCCCUCGAUUCCUCAAUCUACAGCUGCCCAAAGCUCUGAUGAUUCUCAAAAUCCCAUUACCAAAGCGGAAACCACAAACUCUGAGGAACCAAACGGAGAAAUAGACAUUCAGCAGCUUUUGGACAAUAUUACUGCCAAUGCCGAGAUUAAUGCACAAGCUGCCCGCCCAAAUUCUUCCUCUUCUAGCAAUGCCCCUCCAAAAGGUAGCUCGAGUCUACCAACCCAUGCAAGCCUUCCCCCCCGCCCACAAAUUACCCAAAUUCCUAAACGUUCCAAUUAUACUUCUUUCGAUGAUCCCCAUAAGUACAAUGUUGGAGGUUCAGGUUUUUCACACCAACCCAACUCCUAUAACCAUUCUGGUGUAACAUCAUCAUUAGUUGCAGUCGGUGCCCCUGGUACCGCUACUGAUUCCCGAUAUGGACUUCCCCCUCCCCCAUCUGUUUCUUUCAAUCAUCCCCAUCAAGAUGCGAACAGCCCAAAACUUCACACACAAACCCGUCGCUUUCCAUCUGACCAAUCCCAUGAUGGACAUGACAAUGAUGACAGACCUUGGGGACCAGCGGUGCAGAAAAAGUAUGAUGAAUUUCUUGAUAGAGAACGCACAUAUGUCACUGAAGGGCUUUGGGAAAGAUUUCCAAAAGGCUCACGAUUGUUUAUAGGUAAUCUUCCAUCGGAAAAACUGACUAAACGAGACCUGUUCCAUGUUUUUCACAAGUAUGGCGAACUUGCCCAAAUAUCGAUCAAACAAGCAUUUGGAUUUGUUCAAUUUCACGAUGCCGCCUCUUGUUACAAAGCUUUAGAGAUGGAGCAAGGCAAGGAAGUUAGAGGUCGCAAAAUGCACCUGGAAGUGUCCAAGGCACAGAAGAACACUCGAAAUGCCGGCCAGACCUGGAGACGAUCCCAGUCCCCUGAACAAACAAGAGGAAAUGCAUCAGCUCGUAAUCGUAAUGCUCAGCUAGACGCUCGUGGUUCAGGCUAUAAUCACAACGAUCGUAACCAGAAUGAUCGCCAUAGAUCGCAACCACAGCAUGGAAGUCAACGCCCACAUGAUGGAUAUCGAUCUGGUAGGUCGCCAUCGCCAAGUCGAAACUAUAGGGGAAGAGAAGCCAGAGACGAAUACAGAUCUACUCGUAACAAUGAUUCAUACGAUAGCAGAGAUAGGCGUCGUUCACGAUCUCCUUUCUCAAGUGCACAGCGUGGCAGUUAUAGAGAUCGUAGCCCAAGCCCAAGCCCAAGAACUCGUGAAGCCAAUGAAGAUGGCACACUUCAAAUCCCUCGACGCGAGCCAUCAAUGGUUCCCGACGUCCAAAUAAUUCUUAUGGCGGAGUUGGACCGAGGGUUUGUCUCCUGGGUUGAGGGAGAGCUUCGUGGACGAGGUGUUAAAACCGAAGUAAUGUUCCUUAGUCCUCGACUAUCCCUUCAAGCUGUUAUUCGUAGACAGAUUCUCGAAGGUGUCAUCGCGGUUUCUCAACUUGAUAUGAGAUCUCAAAACGCUAGCAAAAUACCUUUGCAAGUAUUCGAUCGCUCAGGAGGUAUCGAUGCUGCUGUUCGAUUUGAUGAGUAUCAGGAUUUGGAACCUAAGAUUGCUGCCGAGCUUGUCGUACGCGCGAAAGCCACAGCUCAGAGACCUCAGUAUGCGCCAAACCCAGCUCCGGCUUACCAAGCCCCGACUGCACAACCAAAUGCAAAUAUCGCCAGCAUCAUGGGACAGCUGGACAACCCUACUUUGCAAAAGUUGCUUGGAACGUUGAACAGCAUGCCUCAGCAACAGAAUGCACCUGCUGUAGCAGCAAACUCUGCAGUAGACCUUGUUAGUCUGUUGGGUGGGUUAGCACCACAACCAGUACCUCAACAGAUUUAUCAACAAUCAAUGCCGCAGGCUGCUACAGACCCUUACGCUAGCUAUAACAAUAGCGCUGCAUAUGGUCAGUCAGCCGCACAACAAAAUGGACAAGAUGCACAGCAGGUACAAGCUAUCAUGGCUCAAUUGGCUAGAUAUAGACAGUAA